AUGUCUGAACGGAAAUCGCCGGAUUCUUCUUCCAAAACUUCAUCCGCAAGUUCAGAAGACCCACGGAUGAAACCACGUCAUCUGGAGACAAGAAUAUUGUAUAGUGAUCAUGAUUCUGCGUGGCAGAAGAAGUUAUUGUCGCUGGCGAGAGAGGCUGUUCAAGCAAUGAUUGAUAAAGGAGUGGAGACGGAACAGUCGUUUUUUCAGGAAGUGGCAGCUCUAUUGAAAGAGGCAUUAGCAGCAUCUUCAGAAGUAGAGAAAACUAAAAAAUGGCAUUUCGUUGUGGGAAAUGAUUUCAACGUUCAAGCAGAAGCUGUCAAGGAUUCCAUCUCAUUUUUCGCAAUUGGAGAUGUCAAAUUUCUAGUUUAUCGAACCCAAAAUUGA
Caenorhabditis remanei is the source of this 384-nucleotide messenger RNA. RefSeq lists its product as uncharacterized. Gene Ontology annotation, biological process: microtubule-based process. NCBI's taxonomy places the organism in Eukaryota, Metazoa, Nematoda, Chromadorea, Rhabditida, Rhabditidae. Bases 1 to 384 code for a protein of 127 amino acids. The transcript is spliced from 2 exons. Gene Ontology annotation, cellular component: dynein complex. The record is from RefSeq and is a predicted model, not a curated record.